AUGGCUCCAUCAUCAUCCACGCCGAACAAUAUAGAUCCUGGGGAUGCUGCCGCCGUCCCAAGUCCAACCAUCGCAAGUCUCCAAGACUCCUCAGCCUUUCCAAACCUCUGGUAUCGAAUACACGUUUUAAUCGCCGAUCUCAAGAGCUUUGACAAACCCACGUCCAAUAAACGGCUCGAGAAGAUCAUUGACCCAUCCUUCAUCGGCGAACCCUACUUCACUCCGAAAGAAGCAGAGACAAUCAAAAAGACCAUUAUCAACGGCAAGGAGUUCUCACAGGUUGUUGAAGAGGAACUGAAUAAGCGUCUCGAUCGACGUAACAAGAAACGUUUCGAAAGCGGCGACUUCCGCGUUUGUGCCGCCCACGAUCUUGCUCCUAUAAUGGCACAGGCACUGGGUAUCGACUUGAAGCGGCUGGAAAAGGACAAGCAAUUUGCAAAUCUGGUCGAGGAAAAAGGACUUCACUUGGAAGGAGAAAACUGGGGUGGGUUAAAGAAGAAGUCAUUUGCCCCUAAAACCAGAAAACGCCGGUGA
Molecule: messenger RNA, 534 nt
Organism: Aspergillus bombycis
Lineage: Eukaryota; Fungi; Ascomycota; Eurotiomycetes; Eurotiales; Aspergillaceae
Exons: 1
Coding region: 1-534 (177 amino acids)
Source: RefSeq, a predicted model, not a curated record